Octodon degus (degu) is the source of this 1962-nucleotide messenger RNA. RefSeq names its product FUN14 domain containing 1 (gene Fundc1). NCBI's taxonomy places the organism in Eukaryota, Metazoa, Chordata, Mammalia, Rodentia, Octodontidae. Gene Ontology annotation, cellular component: mitochondrial outer membrane. Bases 179 to 646 code for a protein of 155 amino acids. The record is from RefSeq and is a predicted model, not a curated record. Gene Ontology annotation, biological process: autophagy of mitochondrion. The transcript is spliced from 5 exons.
AGUGGGUGGGGACUGAGCUACGAACCGGGAAGAGGAGAAAGAAGAGACGAAGGGAAAAGAAAAGGGGAGGAAGGGAAAAAGAGACCAUAGAUUUCUCCCUCGGCCUAGAGCGGCCCUUAAAGUGCUGGGGAGCAGAGGGCGGGCGGGGACCACCCCAGAACUGGCCGCCGGCGGUAUAAUGGCGUCCCGGAACCCCCCUCCCCAAGAAUAUGAAAGUGAUGACGACUCCUACGAAGUGUUGGAUUUAACAGAGUAUGCAAGAAGACACCACUGGUGGAAUCGAGUGUUUGGCCACCGAUCAGGACCUAUGGUAGAAAAAUAUUCAGUAGCUACCCAGAUUGUAAUGGGUGGCGUGACAGGCUGGUGUGCAGGAUUUUUAUUCCAGAAAGUUGGAAAACUUGCAGCAACAGCAGUAGGUGGUGGCUUUCUUCUCCUACAGAUUGCCAGUCACAGUGGCUAUGUUCAGAUUGACUGGAAGAGAGUUGAAAAAGAUGUAAACAAGGCAAAAAGACAAAUUAAGAAACGAGCAAAUAAAGCAGCACCUGAAAUCAACAACGUGAUCGAAGAAGCAACAGAAUUUAUCAAACAGAACAUUGUGAUAUCCAGUGGAUUUGUGGGAGGGUUUUUGCUCGGCCUCGCAUCUUAAGGACACGAAUGCUCCUGCCUAGUGAAUCCAGUUGUGCGAAGACAGUGGCAGCAGGGUGACUUCUCUCCCACCCAAGCAGGGAGAAACAACUUGCUGGACAGUUCCAAAUUCCCAACUUAGCAUUUUGCCAUCUGAAUCCCGGCCAACAAGUAUCUGCUGUCAAACAACCUGUGUGGUAUUUGAAUAAUAGUAUUCUUGAGCAAAACAUGGCUUUUGGCAUUUUUAAAAACCUUUGCGUCUGUUUAGAAACUAGCCAGUAAGAUGCCACCUAUUAGAUAUGGAUAGGAGAUAAAAACUGUUGGCUCUGUCUCCCAGUGAAAUAUUAUCCUUUUUUAAGUUAAAUACAAUGUUCAUUGUGCUUUAGAGUAUAGUGCCAGUAGUUUAAAAUUUGUCUCAUGGCUUCAGUACUAAGGCUGACUUUUCUUUAAGAUAUAUUUGCAAUAAAUUUGAAGAGCUGUAAUGCCCUUUUGUGGAAGACAUUAGAAAUAAUAGAUUAUUAAACCAACUAGAUUCCGCUGAUGUAAUACCAGUCCUUAGGUUAUUUUCUCCUUGCAUUUCUUCCUUGCGCUACUUUUCAAAAAAGGCUCUUCUGAGGAAAUAUCACAACAUGUCUAAAGCUCUUUUUCCUUUUUUGACGUCUGUAGUUUUAAAAAUACCUUCUCGUAUGUUACCUUCUAAUUUUUGUAUUUGUUUCUCCUGGCAGCCUGGGCAGAACUAAUUUGGGGCGUACAUAUAGUUGGGUCAUUGAUUCAUUUUAUUAGCUCUGAAAGUACAUCGUUUUUUCUUUCUAAAAAUCCUAAUUAUUAUUUUGACCUCUUACUGUCUGAAAAAUUGACUUUCCACGUAACCAUGAAAUCGUACCUGAAAGAGAUUGUCUCCUUGGCCAAAUCUAAGAUUAAGUACUGUGGCUUCCAGGCUUUUGGCAGCAUUGUAUUUCUUGAACACCAGGCCAGUUUCCCUGUUUGGGGGCCAACAUUGUAGCCUGUCAGUCUCUUUAACCCCAAACCUUUCCAGAUUGUUAAUUUGUCCACAGAAUUCUAGGUUGGAAUUGAGAAACAGCAGAGGACCGGAGUCUUCAGAUCAGAAGGACCACAGCUACUGUACUGCGACCACCUUCGUUUGCCGGGAGCUCUCCACAGUACAUAUGCUGCGUGUGUUCUAAAAGCGUGACACUUCCCACCUUGAACACUGCUUACCGCCUUCGUGCUUUCGUGUUCCUGAGCCUCCUUGAGAUUGAACGUGGGAUCCAUCUUGAGUUUCUUUUGUUCUCAUUAGUGCCUCGGAUAUAAUGCUAAAUAAACCUGACACUUUCUUAA